AUGCCUCCCACCACUCGCUCAAAGCAGGGCUCCCCGGCCCCCGCGGCUCUGGCGACUGCUCGCGAGACCGACAUCAACACCACCAUUCGCCAGCGUCCUCGCGAAGGAAGCAGGUCUCGCAACCCUGACGAUGUGUAUGAUGCCAAGUAUGCUGUGGACCUGGCAACAUACACUGUUGACGAGAAUGUCUUCCUCUUCGUUCCCAACCUCAUUGGUUACGUUCGCGUAAUUCUCGCUGCCGCAGCGCUGUACUACAUGCCCAACUACCCAAGGACGUGUACGGUCCUUUACGGAGUCAGCUGUCUCCUCGAUGCCUUGGACGGUCUGGCCGCCCGCGCGCUGAACCAGUCGUCCAAGUUUGGCGCCGUCCUUGACAUGGUGACCGACCGUUGCACCACCGCCUGCCUCCUCUGCUACCUCGCCAGCGCGUACCCGAAGUACGCCCUUCUUUACCAGUUCCUCAUCGCCCUCGACUUUGCCUCGCACUACAUUCACAUGUACUCUUCGAACGUCACCGGAUCGUCGUCGCACAAGAACAUCACCGCCGACGUCUCGCGCAUCCUUUACUACUACUACACCAGCAAGUUCACCCUCUUCAUGUUCUGCUUCUGCAACGAGCUCUUCUUCGUCUGCAUGUACCUCAACGCCUUUAUUCAGACCCCUAUCUCCUCUGUCGUUCUUCCCGAGCUUGUCGUCAAGACCGGCCUCGACAAGAUCGCACCUUGCCUCCUGCGCGGCGCCGCCAACCUCACCUGGCCCCAGUUUGUUGCCGCUCUCAACUUCCCGCUCUGCGCCGGUAAGCAGAUCAUCAACGUUGUCCAGUUCUGGAAGGCCUCCAAGAUUCUCGUCGGCAUCGACCUUGUUGACCGCCAGAAGGCCCGCGCCAAGAAGGCCGCUGAGGAGGCGUUCAAGGCCUCCAAGGGGGCUGCCGUCCUCUAG
Molecule: messenger RNA, 939 nt
Organism: Apiotrichum porosum
Lineage: Eukaryota; Fungi; Basidiomycota; Tremellomycetes; Trichosporonales; Trichosporonaceae
Gene: PIS1
Product: CDP-diacylglycerol-inositol 3-phosphatidyltransferase
Exons: 6
Coding region: 1-939 (312 amino acids)
Biological process (GO): phosphatidylinositol biosynthetic process
Cellular component (GO): Golgi apparatus; membrane
Molecular function (GO): CDP-diacylglycerol-inositol 3-phosphatidyltransferase activity
Source: RefSeq, a predicted model, not a curated record